UGACCAACACAAAACAUCAGAGAGCUUUUGCAUUCUGUUCUCAUUGUUUUUUUCUGCAAUGCCUGUCUCUACAAUUUCCUAUUCCUCUGAAUCUAUAGAGUUGGGAUCAAUUGGAUCGAGAGAUCCACGAGUUAUUGCAUCUAAUUCUAGAAACAUUGUUACGCGGCAUCAAGAAGACAAUCUGAAGAAACGGAGAAUACACAAAAAGAUUAAAAUGGCUUCACGCGGCCGUAUAUGUUGCAUUGGCUUUUCAUCGACAUUCGCCAUAGUCUCAAUGAUUCUUCUUGCAAUAUGCAUGUUUUCGGCUUCAUUCCGAUACAACUUAGAUAAUUUGGGAGGUGUUAAAGAUUACGGAUUGUUCAGAUUUUGCUAUACGCCAAAAUCUCAACCAUUAUCAAGAGAUGAUGAUAGUAACUCAAAGACUUGUCAUCUCCGUAACUACAUCAACUCUGCACAUUGUCAAGAGGGUGGUUCUCACACUCAACCAUCCAGGGACUGCUUUGGAGAUUUCGAAUUGGCAUCAAUUAUUCUGAUUUCUGCGUCUCUUGGAUGUUGUAUUCUUGCAAUUUGCUUCGCGAUUUGCACAAUUUUCACGUCAUUUGGUGCACUUGCUCAUAGUGUCGUUCUGAUUGCAGCAGCAAUGUGUUCUCUAUCUGGAUUUUUGACGUAUACCUACUAUUACGAAUUGAAAGACAAUCAAUAUGAAUUGGUAUCCGGAUAUCAGUUUCAGAUUCAUUACGGUUGGGCAUAUUAUGUUUUUGGUUUUUCUUCCCUCCUACAGUGGGCAGCUUUCGUGUGUAGUCUGUUUGGUUCUGCAUUCGUUCUCGUUCACAAAAAUAAAAAACGACAGUCCAAAGUAACAAGUACAUCACUCUAAAACUUUCACAUUUCGACCAAUUUCUUUUCACUUUUCAAAAAUAUUGCUCUUUCGCGGGUGUCAUCCCCAAAACUCUUUCACCUUAUUAUGUUGAUAUGUUAGCUAAUAAUGUAACAGGAUAUUUUGAUUUUCUGAAUGACAUUUGAUAGCUACUUCGUUAUUGUGGUCUGUAUAUAUUUAAAAAAAGAUGAACGUAUAAAUAAAUUCAAUGCAUUUAUA
Molecule: messenger RNA, 1096 nt
Organism: Caenorhabditis elegans
Lineage: Eukaryota; Metazoa; Nematoda; Chromadorea; Rhabditida; Rhabditidae
Gene: clc-9
Product: CLaudin-like in Caenorhabditis
Exons: 6
Coding region: 59-877 (272 amino acids)
Cellular component (GO): membrane
Source: RefSeq, marked reviewed